CUUCCUUACAACCAUUUUCAGAAAAGAGGACCAGCAGGUUGAGACAAGAUGCCUGCAGCUGUGCAGCAGAUUGGAGACCCCACCCUCCCUGUCCAGUCCGCCGGCAUCUGCAAGGUGUCUUCAGAUGGGAUCGGCCUCUGUCCUCCAGCUUCUCCACCUCCCGCCCUUCCUCCGGCACCUGCCCUCCGCUCACUGGUCCCUCCUCCCUGCCCCGUCCUCUCCUCUGACUCUUGCCCAGCACAUCCCUCCCCACCACCCCAUCCUCGCCUCUGCGUCCUCCCGCGCCCCGCGGAGGAGGGAACCCGCGGAGGCCGCUGGGAGAUGGAGAAGCGCCCUGGACCCCGGCCCGGCUCGGCGGGAAGGGCGGAGGAAUCAGUGACUCUCAGGGACGUGACUGUGGACUUCACCCAGGAGGAGUGGCAGUGGCUGGAGCCGGCCCAGAAGGACCUGCACAGGGACGUCAUGCUGGAGAACUACAGGAACCUGGUCUCGCUGGACUGGGGGACUAGACCUGAAAUGAAAGAGUCGGAUGCUAAGGACGACACUGUGAAGAGCAAGGCACCCGCCGGGGCAGCCUUGGGAGGGCCCCAGAGGACCUGCGCCCAGGGAGGAGCAUGCGUGCAGGGCGGCUGGGGCGCGGGGCCUUGUGGGGAGCGCCAGCCCACUGUCCAGGGCGGCAGUCUGGCAGAGGGCCUUGCCUCCGAGGGCCCGGGGUUGAAAGUCUCUACCAACCAGAGUUGCCCCCGGGACCGCCUACCGCUGGAGGUGCCCAAGAAGGGGGCCUGCGCAUUUGGGAUGCUUGGGAAACGUCCCAGCGGCUCAGGCCCUGGCAAGUGCCUGGCAUCCUACAGCUGCCAAGAGUGUGGCAAAGCCUUCAGUCGGAGUUCGUCCCUCAUAAAGCACCAAAGGAUCCACAGCGGCGAGAAGCCCUUCCGCUGCGACGUGUGCGGGAAGCCCUUCGUCGAGCGCUCAUCUCUCACCAUCCAUCGGCGUGUGCACACGGGGGAGAAGCCAUACGCGUGUGGGGACUGCGGCAAGGCCUUCAGCCAGCGCAUGAACCUCGUGGUGCACCAGCGCACGCACACGGGUGAGAAGCCCUACGCGUGCCCUGUGUGCGGUAAGGCCUUCCGCAAGACCUCGUCCCUCGCGCAGCACGAGCGCAUCCACACGGGCGAGAAGCCCUACGCGUGCGGGGACUGCGGCAAGGCCUUCAGCCAGAACAUGCACCUCAUUGUGCACCAGCGCACGCACACGGGGGAGAAGCCAUACGUGUGCCCCGUGUGCGGCAAGGCCUUCAGCCAGAACAUGCAUCUGACAGAGCACCAGCGCACGCACACGGGGGAGAAGCCGUAUGCGUGCAAAGAGUGUGGCAAGGCCUUCAACAAGAGCUCCUCGCUCACCCUGCACCAGAGGAACCACACUGGCGAGAAGCCAUAUGUGUGCAACGAGUGCGGCAAGGCCUUCAGCCAGAGCUCCUACCUCAUCCAGCACCAGAGGCUCCACAUCGGAGUGAAGCCCUUCGAGUGCGCGCAGUGCGGCAAGGCCUUCAGCAAGAACUCGGCGCUCACGCAGCACCAGCGCAUCCACACGGGCGAGAAGCCCUAUGAGUGUUAUGUCUGCAAGAAGCACUUCACCGGGCGCUCCUCGCUCGUCGUGCACCAGAUUGUGCACACGGGCGAGCGUCCCUUCAAGUGCAGUGACUGUGGCAAGGCCUUCAGCCAGAGCGCGUACCUGAUCGAGCACCAGCGCAUCCACACUGGCGAGAAGCCCUACCGCUGUGCGCAGUGUGGGAAGUCCUUCAUCAAGAACUCCUCGCUCACAGUGCACCUGCGCAUCCACACCGGGGAGAAGCCCUACCGCUGCGCCGAGUGUGGGAAGACCUUCAGCCGCAACACGAACCUGACUCGGCACCUGAGAAUCCACACCUGAGCCCAGGGGGCCUC
Messenger RNA from Sciurus carolinensis (gray squirrel), 1943 nucleotides. RefSeq names its product zinc finger protein 71 (gene Znf71). Lineage: Eukaryota; Metazoa; Chordata; Mammalia; Rodentia; Sciuridae. The record is from RefSeq and is a predicted model, not a curated record. The coding region runs from base 49 to 1929 and encodes 626 amino acids. Gene Ontology annotation, biological process: regulation of DNA-templated transcription. The transcript has 4 exons.